AUGUACGCCUUCCGUGUCAUCAUUGCGGCUCUCUUCGCCAUCACCACAUCAGCCUCAGUAGUCGAGAGGCAACUCGGCGGCAUCGGCUGCAACGUCGCACGGUUCCAGAUUCUCGGUGCACUGGGCGAUGCAGGAGAUGCCAUCGGAGAGAUCCAAGACGCGGACGUGCAGUCAGCAGCACAAGCAGGUCUGGACCAGGCCAACGACGGCAUUGGACAAAUCGCCUCGUCGCUCCUGAGCGGGGCCGCGGCGCCGGCGGACAGCCGUGAUGCCGUCGCGGCCGGGCUGGCGGCGAUGAACGAUGCUUUGUCUGCUGCUGACGAUUCUGACGCAGCUGUUGGUGACGCCAAAACGGCGGUUGCGGACGCGACGACCGCUGGCCAGGAUGUUGUCUCCAAGUGCUAG
Diaporthe citri is the source of this 405-nucleotide messenger RNA. RefSeq lists its product as uncharacterized. NCBI's taxonomy places the organism in Eukaryota, Fungi, Ascomycota, Sordariomycetes, Diaporthales, Diaporthaceae. The coding region runs from base 1 to 405 and encodes 134 amino acids. The record is from RefSeq and is a predicted model, not a curated record. The transcript has 2 exons.